CUAUUUACUAUUAAAAUAAUUUCUAAUCAUUGAAAAUGACGACAAUGGACGUCAAGGAAAGUAGCGAAGAGGAUGAAGAAGAAACACAAGAUAUUUCACCGUUCAGUAAAUUCGACGAAAGCAUCGAAGUUCGUAAUGCAGAAGAAAUUAAAAGCCCUGUUAAUCAUCCAAGGCCACCGAGUUCAAGAAAAGGUCGAAGAAAUUUUACGAACGACGGACUUGACAUUUUAGAGGUUACCUCACCGCGGGAAAGGCGCGAAUUUCGAAGAUAUCCUGAUCAAGAGAGAUUCGGUAAAUCAUUAAUGAUCGGUAGCGAUCCAUCAGACAGCGAAGAGACAGAUGACGAUGAUAUCCAAGAAUCAAGUAUAUCCAAACAAAUGGAAAUAUAUAAUCCAAAAGAAUUCGAAGAUCUCAAUGUAUCAACCGAGUUAAAGGAACUCUUUCAGAAUAUUUCCAGGUAUACACCACAAAAGAUAGAAUUGAAUUACAAGUUGUUACCAUUUAUUCCUGACUAUAUACCAGCAGUCGGUGAUAUAGACGCCUUCAUAAAAAUACCUAGACCAGACGGAGUGGAGGAUAAAAUAGGUCUUGCUGUAUUGGAUGAACCUUGUACAGAACAAUCCGACCCAGCUGUAUUACAUUUACAAUUAAGAACUCAUUGCAGAAGUGCUGGUGCACCUAGGCAAGCAGUGAUAAAAAGAGUCGAGGAUGCAGAAAAAAAUGUUAAGGCUAUAGAGAAAUGGAUCGAAGAUAUGAAUCAACUUCACAGAAGUAAACAUCCGCCUGCUGUACAGUUGACUAAAGCAAUGCCUGAUAUCGACACGUUGAUGCAACAAUGGCCGCCGGAUGUUGAAGAUCAACUGAACGAGGCCCCACUUGAUUUCACCAUGCUCGAUUGCGAAUUAUCACGUCUUGUUGAUAUUGUCUGCCAUCUACUCGACAUUCCUUCACAUGAUGGCUACAGACUUGAAAGUCUUCAUACUCUUUUUACACUUUAUUGCGAAAUACGAAACGCAACAUCGCAAAAAAUAUAAAAGUUUUAUUUUAUUUCAUUUCACAUCACAAAAUUAAUUAUUAUUUUAUUAUUAUUAAUAAUUAUUGUAUAUAUCGUUUGUGAGUGCUAAAUGUAAAUUAUACUUAGCAUAGUAUACAAUCAUAUUAAG
This is a messenger RNA of Vespa crabro (European hornet), 1163 nucleotides long. It is a transcript of the gene IFT46, whose product is annotated as intraflagellar transport protein 46 homolog. Bases 36 to 1034 code for a protein of 332 amino acids. NCBI's taxonomy places the organism in Eukaryota, Metazoa, Arthropoda, Insecta, Hymenoptera, Vespidae. Gene Ontology annotation, cellular component: motile cilium; centrosome; intraciliary transport particle B. The transcript has 3 exons. The record is from RefSeq and is a predicted model, not a curated record. Gene Ontology annotation, biological process: intraciliary transport; cilium assembly.